UGCAGUGCAGUGCGCGGCAGCUGAGCUACAAUGUACCUGCAGCGAGACAGAGGCGCCGUCACAUGAUCAGUCAGCUGGUGUUCAGCAACAUCCGCCUGACCCGCCACUGUUUACAAACCAGACCAGCGGAGAGCCCGACGCGGCGGAAUGAGGAGCCCCGCGUGAAGAGAACCCAACAGCGGCUAUGCUGAAAUAAAGACCAGUGGACCGGUUCAGCCGAUGACUGAUGCCAUUAGUGAAUCCUUAGAAGUCUGGACUUUGUUUGACAAAUGACGGAAGGCCUUUUCCACAGCUGAAAAACUAAUCGUCCUCCUUCCUCUGAGUCUCGGCUGUGGAGAAUCACAAGGCUGUGACAGGUCCGGCUGGCUCGUGGCCAUGCAGCAUCCCAACUUCGAGACUCGCCAUCCGCUCCAGACAGAUGAGCAGCAGGAGACGGGGUUCGACCCACUGCAGAACUUCAACAAGAACCGCAGCAGAGGAUCACUUGACAGCAGCAGUUUAUCACAGUCUCAGUCAACCUUCCUCUCGUACAGGAAAGAAUGGGACGACUUGUUCCUCAACAGUAAUUACCUGGCCAGGAUCCGGCAGGCAGGCAUCAACGGUCGACUGAGGAGCAGCCGCUUUCGGAGCGUAUGCUGGAAGUUGUACCUGGAGGUUCUUCCCGAAGACAAGGGGCAGUGGAUCAACCAAACCAAGGAGCUCCGAGCCAAGUAUGAGAAGAUCAAAGAGAUGCACAUCACUAACCCCCGCAAGGCUGCAGGCCAGCAGGACCUGGUGGUCAACAACCCUCUGUCCCAGGAUGAGGGGAGCCUGUGGAACAAGUUCUUCCAGGAUAAAGAGCUGAAGGGGAUGGUCAAACAGGACGUCUUUAGAACGUUCCCUGAGAUUCGUUACUUCCAGGACGAGGACGUGAGGACCAAGCUGACAGACAUUCUCUUCUGUUAUGCCAGAGAAAACGAACAGUUACUGUAUAAACAGGGGAUGCACGAGCUGCUGGCUCCGAUAGUGUUUGUGCUGCACUGUGAUCAUCAAGCCUUCCAGCAUGCCAGCGAGACGGCCAGCCCCAGUGAGGAGAUGAAGUGUCUGUUGAACCCAGAGUACCUGGAGCACGAUGCCUAUGCCAUGUUCUCACAGCUAAUGGAGACAGCAGAGCCGUGGUUUUCCAGCUUUGAGAGAGAAGUGAGGAAGGGUAAGGAAGAGAUGCUGACCAGCAUCCCAUUCGCUCGGCCCCAAGACUCGGGACCAUCUGUUGCCAUAGUGACCAAAGUCAACCGCAUCCAGGACCAACUGGUGAAGAAGCACGACGUGGAACUGCACAUGCACCUCAACCGCCUGGAGAUAGCCCCGCAGAUCUACGGCAUCCGGUGGGUACGUCUGCUGUUUGGCAGAGAGUUUCCGCUCCAGGACCUGCUGGUGGUGUGGGACGCCCUGUUUGGUGACAGCAUCACACUGGACCUGGUGGACUACGUCUUUGUAGCCAUGCUGCUCUACAUCCGUGACGCUCUCAUUGCGAGCAACUUCCAGACCUGCCUGGGCCUGUUAAUGCACUACCCUCCACUAGGAGACAUCAAUUCUCUGCUCCAAAAGGCUCUGUUCCUGCGAGAUCCCAAAAACAACCCGCGACCUGUCAACUACCAGUUUCAACAGAACCUGGAUUACUAUAAAACAAGGGGAGCUGACCUGAUGAACAACACACGGUCCAGUACAAAAACACCCCCCCUCAACAUCAACAAGGUCUCCAGCAGCCUGCUGAGCUUCGGCAGGAAGCUCAUCUCUCCAGCCAUGUUAAGUGGGUCCGGCGGCAUCUCGCCAAUUAACACCGAGGUACACUCCUCCUCAUCCUCCUCCUCAUCUAAUUCCCCCGCCUUGGCCCCUGCGCCCACCCUGCCUCACCCACUGGCGGAGCCACCGUCAGGACACGCUCCAGCGCAGACCCCGAGCCUCGCCCAGAAUCAGCACUAUCGCCUGCUCAAGUCCGAGAGCAUGCCUGUUCACCUCAGCAAAGAUGUAGUUUCAGGUGGAGCAUCUAAGGUCUCUCUCCCAGCCCAGACUCACACUGACACACAAGGGCAAAGCUCCAGGAUGGUCAGCUCCUCUCCCAGCAUAGAAAGUCUCUCUGGUGAGCGGGGUCAGUCUGCCGCCUCCCCGCCCCUUCCCCCCUCCAGAGGCAGCGAUGCCAGCGCUUCAUCCCCGCCGCUCUCUGCCACCAAGAAAGAGUCCUUCUUCAACAUCACUCGCUCUCGCUCCCACAGCAAGACCAUGGGCAAGAAGGAGGUGGAGGAGGACCUGGAAGGCCAGGUGUCUUUCCUGCAGGGCCAGAUCAACGACCUGGAAGCCAUGAGCAAAUACUGUGCCAAGAUGAUGAACACACACAUCUGUAAAAUCCAAGAAGUUAUUCUCCAAGAACAGCUGGAGAAAGAGGACGAGGUCCUGGUGUCACUAGCUGGACUCAAACAGAUCAAAGACAUCCUGAAAGGGGCGCUACGCUUCAACCAAAGCCAGCUGGAGGCGGAGGAGAACGAGGAGAUUACUAUCGCCGACGAUCACUACACCUCCACGGCAGCUGCCGAAGCCGCUCUGGCCGCCAACAGUCACCACGGUGACCGCCAACAGAAAGCAAACAGCAGGCGGAGCCAGGACUCCGAUCUGGAGGGCAGCGUGAGCACGGACGAGAAGGAAGAGGAGGAACAGGCGAUGACCCCACCUGAGCAACAGGUGGCGUCUUCCCUCGGCUCAGAGGGUAAAAACUGGGACGACUACAUCCUUGUAUCCCAAGAUGGAGACCUGCAGGCUCCUGAGGGAGGAGGAGGAGGAAGAGGAAGGGCUGCAGCUGAGCAAACCCCUCCAAUCAGACGAGGCCGCGGCCUGGUGCGAAUGGAACCCGAGGGCGCAGCUGGGACCUUCCACGACCCACUGAUGGCGGGCAUCAUGUCGGGCUCCUCCAGCCCGGACGAGGGCUCCACCCACAGCAAGGACUCUGACUUCACCAUCGUCAACCCGAACGACCUGUGAACAAGCAAAUCACACCUCUCCUCCUCCCCAUCCCCCUCCUCUUCUUAUACCUGUAUCAUCCAAGAAAACUGACUUGGGAUCAGAGAGGGUGAAGCACAGCUGGAGCUGCUGUCAGUAAGAAAAUUGCACACGUGGACUGUGACACUUUGAGUCACAAAUACCUUAUACUCUGUCUCUUUAUCUGUCACCUGUGCCACCUCAGUCCUGUCUGAGCUGAUGCUAUAUGCCAUCUCAUCUGCCUAUUGCCCUGUGUCCCGUCACUCAUUUAACAGUCUUGCUCUGCUCUACAGAGAGGGGGCGCCACUGCACUUCUCAACUGUGUCACUGAAAAGUUGGGCCCCCAAACUGCGAUUUACUUUCUGGGGGGAAAGACUUCCUCUUCUGAGCCUGCUGUACUGAUCGAGAGUGUGAUACUCCCGUUUUCUUCUGAAUGUGGAGAUCUGGCCAUUUCCCCCGUCUGUGUUUUGUCUGUCUAUCUGUGUCCUCACAGAGGAAGCUCUCUUCUCUGACACUGAAAAGAACAGAGGAACGGGACGACGUCCUCGCAUCAGUUGUCGAAGGGCAGCUCUCCUCCCCCUUGGGAAGCAGUGCCUCUGACCAUUAAUCUUUUCUCAACCAAACAAAACCUGACUGUGAUCUUAUUCUUUUUUGUUAGAUUCUUUUUUUUGAGUCCAUUUUUUUUAACCCUUAGACAUUUAGUUUCCUGGAUAAACUGAUUAAAUUAUGGAAUAAGUGUGAUUAUUUUUUUUCUUCCCUUUUUUUUGUUUUUAACAUCGAUUCCAAUGUGGACAUUUUAAUGUGAUAACCGACACUUCUUAUUUCUUGUGUUCUGUUGAAGCCAUGUAAAGCAGCACACACAAAGAAUGUCCCUCUAGCUGCCCAUCCAGCAUUAUUAACUCUAGACCAAUAAAAUGACAUCGCUCUUGCUA
Scophthalmus maximus (turbot) is the source of this 3941-nucleotide messenger RNA. RefSeq names its product TBC1 domain family, member 5 (gene tbc1d5). Gene Ontology annotation, molecular function: GTPase activator activity. Gene Ontology annotation, biological process: activation of GTPase activity. NCBI's taxonomy places the organism in Eukaryota, Metazoa, Chordata, Actinopteri, Pleuronectiformes, Scophthalmidae. The transcript has 24 exons. Bases 376 to 3012 code for a protein of 878 amino acids. The record is from RefSeq and is a predicted model, not a curated record.